Molecule: messenger RNA, 3864 nt
Organism: Engraulis encrasicolus (European anchovy)
Lineage: Eukaryota; Metazoa; Chordata; Actinopteri; Clupeiformes; Engraulidae
Gene: mat2aa
Product: methionine adenosyltransferase 2Aa
Exons: 9
Coding region: 225-1412 (395 amino acids)
Biological process (GO): S-adenosylmethionine biosynthetic process
Cellular component (GO): methionine adenosyltransferase complex; cytosol
Molecular function (GO): ATP binding; methionine adenosyltransferase activity
Source: RefSeq, a predicted model, not a curated record
GCCUAGACUAGAGUAUUUAUGCGGAGUGCGCGACGAGAAGAGAACUGGGUUGAAAACGCACUGAUAUUUUUUAAGAAUAAAAUAAGACUGGACGAUACCCGUUCGAGACUUCUCGACGACCCACGAGCAAAUAGAAACCUUGCACACAAGAAGCACAUCACGGGUGACAAUCGGUUCCAGCGCCUGUUUAUUGAUAGAUAGCUGACGCGCACUGCGAAUUGAAGAUGAACGGACAGAUGAACGGUUUCCACAAUUCACUCAUCGAUGAAGACUGUUUUCUUUUUACGUCUGAGUCUGUCGGAGAGGGGCAUCCAGAUAAGAUUUGCGACCAGAUCAGCGAUGCCGUGCUCGACGCCCAUCUCAAGCAGGACCCAGAUGCCAAAGUAGCAUGUGAGACCGUGGCCAAGACGGGCAUGAUCCUGCUGGCGGGGGAGGUGACGUCCCAUGCCACAGUGGACUACCAGAAGAUCGUCAGGGACACCAUCAAGAACAUCGGCUACGAUGACUCCUCCAAAGGCUUUGAUCAUAAGACCUGCAACGUGCUUGUGGCCCUGGAGCAGCAGUCCCCUGACAUCGCACAAGGGGUUCACCUGGACCGCACUGAAGAGGACAUCGGAGCAGGGGACCAGGGUCUGAUGUUUGGCUACGCUACUAAUGAGACGGAGGAGUGCAUGCCCCUCACCAUCAUCCUGGCUCACAAGCUGAACGCCAAGAUUGCCGAGCUACGACGCAAUGGCACCCUGCCCUGGCUCCGACCCGACUCUAAGACACAGGUGACUGUGCAGUAUCGUCAGGACCGCGGCGCCAUGCUGCCGGUGCGCGUGCACACGGUGGUGGUGUCAGUGCAGCACGACGAGGGCGUGUGCCUGGAGGAGAUGCGCGACGCCCUCAAGGAGAAGGUGGUGAAGGCCGUGGUGCCCAGCACGUACCUGGACGAGGACACGGUCUACCACCUGCAGCCCAGCGGGCGCUUCGUUAUCGGAGGACCACAGGGUGAUGCAGGGCUGACUGGCCGUAAGAUCAUCGUGGACACCUACGGUGGCUGGGGCGCUCAUGGCGGCGGAGCCUUCUCCGGGAAGGACUACACCAAGGUGGACCGCUCUGCCGCAUACGCAGCCCGCUGGGUCGCCAAGUCCCUGGUGAAGGCCGAACUGUGCAAGCGCGUCCUGGUCCAGGUGUCGUAUGCCAUCGGUGUGGCCCACCCCCUCUCCAUCUCCAUCUUCCACUAUGGCACCUCCCAGAAGAGCGAGAGGGAGUUGCUCGACAUAGUCAAGAAGAACUUUGACCUCCGACCCGGGGUCAUUGUCAGAGAGCUGGACCUGAAGAAGCCCAUCUACCAGAAGACGGCCUGCUACGGCCACUUUGGCCGAGACUCAUUCCCCUGGGAGGUGCCCAGAAAGCUCAAGUACUAAAGAAAGAGCGACAGAAAGAAAGGAAGAGGGUAGAGAAGAAAAAAAAGAGAACCUCUGUGCUUUCCCCUUCUCUUGUCCUCUCCUCUCCUUAGUGGUCAUGGAUGGUAGUGUGUGCACUACAGAGAAACCUGCCAGCCUGACUUGAGGAGAAGCGUGGGGGAAAACCCAGAAGCAUCAUGAAACCUGUGUAUGAUGUCCCAACCUCACCCUCACCCCACUUCUCUCUUUGUCUCGCCGUCUCUCUCUCUCUCUCUCUCUCUCUCUCCCCCACCGUAUCUCAUCCUCAACCUAAAGCCAUUUCUUCUUCCCUUUGUCCCCACCACCACCCCCCCAUCCCAUGACUGUGUAACACUGCGUCGAUAUUGCCCAAGGGUUCUGUGCGGUUUCAUGCUUCGAUACCAAUCCCACCUGUCCUUUCAUCGCCCCCUCUCCUUCCUCCGUGACCCAUCUCUCCCCACCUUUUCUGAUCUAGUGAUGGCACAAUGGAAGACUAAGAUUGUUAAUGAGACGCUAUGCAUCGCUGGCUUUAAACGCCCAAGGCCUGCUGAAAACCCACUCGCUUUAUUAAAAAAAAAAAAGAAAGAUACUACCUGGGCUUGCUUAAGUAAAGAUUUGAAUCAAAUUUUUGGGAACAAAGGCAAAAAAAAUCCAAAUGCGCGCGCACACACACACACACAUUAAACAAACAUACAUUUAAGAAAAUCUGUGAAUUGAUAUCACAAUGCACCCGGUUGGAACUUUGGAAGAAACCACACAUUGAUUUUGUUGCCUUGGAAUUGACUAUUUGUUUACCGUCGGACAACUGAAAAGUCACGAUCGGCCCUGCAGAAGCACCAUCGCUUAUUCUGACGUGCUACAGAGAAGUCAGAAGCUGCUAUUUCCCCCACUCCCCCCCCCUCUCCUUGGUGGCUAGUUUCUACAGGGUCCCGAUGUGACGGCGUUUACCAACCGACCGAUUCCAAAGCCCCCCCACCCACUCUACGCACCCACCCCCAUUCCCGCCCCCACACCUCUCCAGUUUCUCUGCGUAUUCCCGACUGCGUGUGGCGAGGAAUCCACAUAGCACUGCGCUGUGCUGUAGCUAUAGCUGUAGCGCAGUUGUGUGUGGUGCGACUGUACGACCACGGUGGGCGAGAGGCAGAGCACUCCCCUGAGCUGGGAAGGGGCUCGUUUGUGAUGGCGCAGACUGCGCAAAUCUACGCACCGCAUAUGCAUGCCCACUGGCAAAAUUACAAUGCAUUCUGGUUAGAAAUGCAGAAACCGAAUGUGUGAUUGCGCAGUGUGCCCGUGUGCAUUGUGCAGAUUUGUGGAGUGUGCAUCAUCUCAAACGGGGGGCUAAGAGCACGGGCGGCUGAGUGGGGUGUAGCUACAGAGAAACCCCACCUCCGGCCGACCAACUGACCAACCCCCCCACCCCAGCUCAGGGAAAAUGCCCUCGCCCAACAACUUGAAUUUAACUACUUGAAGGAAUAUUCAGAUUACGAGGAAGAAGGAAAAUAUUACAAAAGGAACAAACAAAAGCUAGCGUGGCCAACCUUAUGCACCUGGACCUUGGUGUGGUACAGAAAAGCCAAGGACCUGUUUGUGUGGUGAAGGAACCGCCUUUUCUAUUCUAUCGUCGAUAUUUAAAUUAAAAGAGUAAAGAAAUACCGUUAUUUUUUAUUUUGCAUUGUCCUUUAUGCCUGGAAAAUCGUUGCUGUCACUCAUUCCCGUGUGUUGUGUUGGCUCUGUGGCAUAUUCUCGUGGUGUCCUACAGAAAAGCCAUCGAGGUGCCGUGCCACAGACGACCAGCACUGUGCUGACGAAUGCUCUGACCAUUUGUUACUUUUUAUUCGACACGUUUAUUAUUAUAAUAAUGAUGACUGAGAAAAUGAACCAUGCGCACACAGGUUUUUUUUUUGGUUUGUUUUUUUUUCCGUCUGUUUUUAAAGUAAAGUAUUUUAUUAAAGGCGGCGCUCCCUGCACUACUGGCGCAAAGAAGCAAAAGUCUGGCUGGUGUUGUACAGAGAAACCAGCCGCGUUUACAUGCUCUUGCUGCCUGGCUGUGGUAAAGGAGCGCCGCCCUUUCUCCUUUUUAUACUCCUCUUCCGUUCAUUUGACCUUUUCUAAAUAAACCAGUGAUGUAAGUGUCAGACUGGUCACUGAAAGAGUAAAAAAGUGCCUUUUUCUGUUUGUUUUCUCUCUAGCGCUCUCCCUCGUCGUCGCCCAUCCCUACCCCCGCCCCAAACCCUCCUGUUCCUCAAAAUCUAAUUUUGUUGUCCUCUCUUUAUUUUUUCCCUGUACCCCCCUACCCACCCCCACCUCCCUUCCAGCUAAACACCCCCACCCCACCCCCUCUUACAGUGAACAUGUACCUUUUAUAUGGGGCCUCUAGCUCCAUUACCUUGAGUCAUGAAAUCCUAUACAAGGCCAUGUCCCAUGUCAAGUGAUUUGAAUAAAAUUCUGUCCUGAA